AUGCAUUUCCCCACCACCAUCUCCGCAGCCGCCUUCCUCGGCAUGCUCGCUACCACCACUGCCCACAUGGUGAUCCACGAACCAGUCCCCUACGGCAAAUCCACCCUCCUCAACGGCCCCCUCGCAGACGACGGCUCCGACUUCCCCUGCAAACAACGCCCGGGCGUCUACGACAUCACCUCGAUGAACACCCUCCAAGUCGGCGUCCCUAACACCCUCUCCUUCAUGGGCGGCGCCACGCAUUCAGGCGGCAGCUGCCAAGUCUCCGUCUCCCUCGACAAGGAGCCGACGAAGGAUAGUCAGUGGAAAGUCAUCCACAGUAUCAUCGGCGGCUGCCCCUCCAACGUCACGGGGAAUCUAAUCGAGGAUGCAAGUUCCCUCGCCGCAUCUGUGUUUAGUUACCAGAUCCCUAAGGGGAUGCCUAACGGACAGUACACUCUCGCCUGGACCUGGUUCAACAAAGUGGGGAACAGGGAGAUGUAUAUGAACUGCGCUCCCAUUACUGUGACCGGUGGCGCGGACAACAACGACGUUUUCAGCAAGUUGCCGGAUAUGUUCGUUAUCAACAUCCCGUCGGGCCAAUGCGCUACGGUCGAGGGCGAGGACUUCGUUUUCCCUUCUCCGGGUGACUCGGUCGAGACGCCGUUCAGCACCGCCCUGGGCAGUAAGACAGUGGGGUCGGGUUGCGCGGCUGUGACGGGCAAGGGGGCUGGAAGCGGGGUGGCGAGUGCGCCGGCGAGCGCUGCUUCUGGUGGACCAGCUUCUUAUGGCUCCGGGGCUUCUAGCGCUGCUAUGACGGCGCCAGUCCAGGCUAGCACGGCUCCUGCUUAUUCUGCCCCGGCUUCGCCUCAAUCUGUCCCGGCUGCGCAAGCGACAAGCGGUGCUGAUUCCUCGAUUGUCACGGUAACAACCAUGUCGACCGUGACCAGCGCCUCGCCAUCAUCGGCCGCUGUUUCCGCCCCAACCUCCUCCGCCCCAGCACCCGCCUACUCUGCCCCAGCUCCCGCCGCCGCUCCGGCUGCCGCACCAGAAAGUGGUAGCAGCAGCAGCAGCAACUCCACGACAUCUUCAGGCACCUGCUCAAACGGCGCAGUGGCUUGCUCCAACCCAGGCGCAGUUGUCUGCAUUGGAACGACCCAAUUCGGGCUCUGUGAUAUCAGUAAUUGUGCUGUGCCUGAGGCUUUGGCUAGUGGGACUACGUGUUCAGGUGGUGUUAUUGCCAGGAGGAGUGUGAGACAUGGCCGGAGGCAACUGGCCGGGAGGAGGAGGUUGUAG
Recurvomyces mirabilis is the source of this 1275-nucleotide messenger RNA. RefSeq lists its product as uncharacterized. Lineage: Eukaryota; Fungi; Ascomycota; Dothideomycetes; Mycosphaerellales; Teratosphaeriaceae. The transcript has a single exon. The record is from RefSeq and is a predicted model, not a curated record. Bases 1 to 1275 code for a protein of 424 amino acids.